Messenger RNA from Vicia villosa (hairy vetch), 810 nucleotides. RefSeq lists its product as uncharacterized. NCBI's taxonomy places the organism in Eukaryota, Viridiplantae, Streptophyta, Magnoliopsida, Fabales, Fabaceae. The transcript has a single exon. Gene Ontology annotation, molecular function: nucleic acid binding; RNA-DNA hybrid ribonuclease activity. Bases 1 to 810 code for a protein of 269 amino acids. The record is from RefSeq and is a predicted model, not a curated record.
AUGUUAUUAUCGGAGUACGACAUCCAAUAUCGUGCCCAAAAAGCCAUCAAAGGACGUGUUUUAGCCGAUCAUCUGGCCUCUCAACCUAUUGACGAUGAUCAAUCCUUGAAAGACGACUUCCCAGAUGAAGAGAUCAUGUAUUUGAAAUCAAAAGAUUACGAAGAGCCUUUACAUGGAGAAGGACCUGAUCUUGAAUCCCGAAAGGGUUUGAUAUUUGAUGGAGCUGUUAACGCUUAUGGUCGAGGAAUUGGGGCAAUCAUUGUCAUGCCACAAGGUUCUCACGUACCAUUUACUACAAGACUGAUGUUCGAGUGCACCAACAAUAUGGAAGAGUACGAAGCUUGUAUCAUGGGACUAGAGGAAGCCAUUGAUCUUAGAAUCAAGAUUCUAGAUGUGUAUGGAGAUUCUGCUCUAGUUAUUAAUCAAAUCAAAGGAGAAUGGGAAACAUGUCAUCUUGGUUUAAUUCCUUACAGAGAUUAUGCCCGAAGACUGCUGACCUUCUUCAACAAAGUGGAGUUCCAAAACAUACCUCGUGAGGAAAAUCAAAUGGCAAAUGCAUUGGCUACCUUGGCUUCCAUGUAUAAGGUGAAGUUUCCAAAUGAAGCUCCUCAAAUUACAAUCAUGCGCCUAGAUAGGCCCACUCAUGUAUUAAGUGUUGAAGUUGUCAAAGAUGAUAAGCCGUGGUUUUAUGACAUUAAAGUCUUCUUACAAAAACAAGAGUACCCACCUGGGGCAUCCAACAAAGACAGAAGAGGAAUUUUGACAUGGUAUUGCUCAGAUGCGUGGAUAGACAGGAAACAAACCAAUUAA